This is a messenger RNA of Didymella exigua CBS 183.55, 861 nucleotides long. RefSeq lists its product as uncharacterized. NCBI's taxonomy places the organism in Eukaryota, Fungi, Ascomycota, Dothideomycetes, Pleosporales, Didymellaceae. The coding region runs from base 1 to 861 and encodes 286 amino acids. The record is from RefSeq and is a predicted model, not a curated record. The transcript has 2 exons.
AUGCGUCCAUGCUUCCAUGGGCACUCCUCGGGCAAUAGUGGCCUGCCAUGUGCGCGACUCAAUUCACGCGGGCCGUCUCCUGCUGCGCACUGUUUCCUUCUGCACCACUUGCCCACGACAGCUCAUCGCUCACCAUCGUCGCCCUCGUCGCCCUCGUCGACGCUGCACGAGCCUGUCGUGGUGCCCGUCGUGUUGCACUGCGUGUUGCUCCACCUUGCACCACCACGCCUAUCCGACGCCUGCUGCCUCGCACCCGUGCCGGUGAGCUGCUGCAUGCUCCCGCCCCAUUCUCCAUUCCAUGCUCCCAUCCCAUGCUCCCAUCCCAUGGUCCCUCGUGAAGCCGACGCGCAGCAUUUUCAAACGUCGACGCACGCCCGCGAUCCUGAAUCCUGCACACCAGGGUCGUGCCUGUCGACGUUGCCCGUCGCAAUUAGGGAUAUUAGGGCUGGUGCCGCUCUUGCAUCGGUCGAAUGUCUGUUGAUGGCUGCACACGCAGCCCUGUCCUGGGCUGUUGCUCCGCCGCACCGCUCGAGCGCAGAAACGCGGCCAGUUUCUUUCACUGGGGCCUUUAGUGCCGGACUUCCCGCUGCUGAGGAUGACGCAUUCGGAGGAUGCGGUUGCACGCAUCGCGGGACGAAGGAGAAGGGCGAAACACUCGUCGCUUGCCGCUACUGGAGUACCGUCUCCGCCUCGGCAUCGUGCGGAGCGUUGCAAGUGGCUGCGCUGUUGUGGAGUCGCAAAAAGUCUAACGAGAAAGCUGUCGUCCAUCAGCCACGAGGAUCAUCGAUGAACGCCCGACGUUUCUGCUCCCUUCGCGUUGGGCGAGUACCUAAAGGCAAAUCAGGGCGGCCCGCUGAUUGA